GCAAAGCGGAAGUGGUGUAAUCGUCUUCUCAUCUUGAGCCAUGCUUGAAUGGAGGUGACCUUAGUUAUUAUAACAUUGUUAAGUACAGACACUUGGGGAGAGCUUUGCAGAUACACGUCGUAAGUCCGGUUUAGAUGCUAAACUUGUUGUAAAUUUUAGCGAAGAGGUUGCUGAGUGAGCAGGACGGACAGAGAUGGCAGAGGCACAUCAGGCACGCAUGCAGACUGUGGUGGAAGACAUGGUCCAAAGCCUGGAGAGGGAGCACAUCCGUAAAAUGGUCGCAUGUUCAGCUGCAGUGCACAGUGCUGUGAUCGCUCCACAGACUCCAUGUCUCAGGUGCAUCAGUGUAUCGAGAGGUGUCACACUCCUCUGGCCAGAGCUCAGGGACUGGUCACCUCAGAGCUGGAGAAGUUUCAGGACCGUCUGACCAGAUGCACGAUGCACUGCAACGAUAAGGCAAAGGAUCUCUUUGACUCCGGCGCCAAGGAGCCAGCCGUUCGGUCACUGAUGGAAGGCUGUGUGGGCAGCUGUGUCGACGACCACAUUAACCUGAUCCCGAGCAUGACCCGAAGACUCAAAGAGAAUCUGGACUCUAUAGAGAAGUGAGGGUGGCUGUAGUCCGUGCUGUAAACAGCCUGAGCUCUUUACACACCCAUACAGCACUCAGCCAACUCGACCGGGAACAGCUGAAGAAUUAGAGGGCUGGAACACCAUGAAAGGGUGGGGAGAGUUAAGUUUAAUUAAAAUGGAUCAUGUGAUGCAAAAGAUAGUUUUGACAAGUUUUAGAGCCUAUGACUCUGAAUUUCGGUGUUGUGGAGAUUUAAAACUGCUCACUGAGAUGUGCUAGCAUACUAUGUGUGAUCUACAAACUAACCUCCCCAGAGACUGGGAGCUGACGGCAAGAAAAAUCCAGUGAUGCACCUGGUGUCACAUUAUUGCGUAUGAACAAGAUUCUAGCUCCAAAAUGCUUUUAAGAGUGCAUUUGUUUUAAACCAUCAUGGUUUACAUGGUGCAUCUAUUCAUGCAUAACGUUGUACAUGUCCUUAACUCUUCUCUGCCAUAUUUAAUUUGAAGUUUCUCUCCAAUAUGAGCCCUCUCAUCCCUCAUUGUUGUUUUUGUUGUCAUUGAAUUUUUGAGUUCUGUAAUUGUCUGACCUCAUGGUGAGAUAUGUUUAUAUCUGAAUUAAAAGUACUGUAGCUGUA
Micropterus dolomieu (smallmouth bass) is the source of this 1202-nucleotide messenger RNA. It is a transcript of the gene timcc, whose product is annotated as family with sequence similarity 136 member A. Bases 283 to 606 code for a protein of 107 amino acids. The transcript has 3 exons. Lineage: Eukaryota; Metazoa; Chordata; Actinopteri; Centrarchiformes; Centrarchidae. The record is from RefSeq and is a predicted model, not a curated record. Gene Ontology annotation, cellular component: cytoplasm.